Botrytis deweyae is the source of this 2752-nucleotide messenger RNA. RefSeq lists its product as uncharacterized. Bases 1 to 2178 code for a protein of 725 amino acids. NCBI's taxonomy places the organism in Eukaryota, Fungi, Ascomycota, Leotiomycetes, Helotiales, Sclerotiniaceae. The transcript is spliced from 4 exons. The record is from RefSeq and is a predicted model, not a curated record.
AUGGGUCGCAAACCUAACCCGUUGAUUCUUCAGUACUUCGAAAGAGGUGCAAAGUUAAAUGAUUCAAGCAAUCGCUACCAUCAUACUUGCAGAGCUUGCUCAGAGAAAUUCCCUAAAGGAAGACUCGACACUUUGACAAGUCACAUCUGCAGGAAGUGCCCCGCGUUGGAUCGUGCCACAAAGCAGCGGCUUGUUCUUGAGUUUAACAAUCUCCCCGAGAUUGCGGAUAGAACGAAUAAUCAGCAUAUGAAUAUUCAGACUGCAAAUAAUCAACAGACAACUGCCAUCCGUGGAAGACCCUUUCAAGGAAUGACUCCGCUUGAAACUUUGGCCGAAGUCUCCAGGGACAUGGCUGAGUCGGAGCACCGCAAUCAUCGGCCUGGUAAUGGAAGUCCUCUGGGUGAGAAUCAAGCAACGAUAUCUCGUGGAGAUAACCUUGAGUUACAAGAACAAUAUACUCUUGACAAUCCACCUAUGAGUUACGAAUCUCGCGCCCAGCGCGACAAAAAGGGUAUUAAUCAAAAAGGACACGCCAAUGAACAUGGUCUUGGUCGCUCUCAAUCUGCAUCCCCAAAUUCAAUGGCUGCCACAGCAGCAGCAGCAACUAGAUUCAUCCCAUCCAUGGUGGAUCCUCAGUUGUUGAGUGAAGAUGCAGUCGCCCAAGACAAAUUGUCAGAAGACAAGUUGACUCGACAACUUGUCGAAGCAAAUGCCAUGAGUGAUAGUUUAUUCAAUGGAAGCUCUGACAACCAACAGCAUUCUUGGGGUAUGAUGGACGUUCCCAUGCCAGCAAGUCAAGUCGCAGCACUGCAGGUUCAAGAUCAAAUGGCUCAUAUGAGUCAAAUGACAUAUCCAGAACACAACCCCACCGAGAAUACAUUCGAAAAUGGUCAGCCACAAGCCCAAAGCCCAAAAGCCCACACUCGAAUUGCUAUGAAUCCAAUGACCACCGAAUUUAGCGCCGAAUAUGGCAAUGGCCAAAAGGCGACCAAACCCAAAGUUCGGGGGAAGUUCAAUGAAGGCCGCAGAAAGGAGGUUUCGGAUAUCAGAAAGAUUGGUUCUUGUCUUCGUUGCAGAAUGUUGAAGAAACCAUGCACUGCAGGAGACCCAUGUGAUACUUGUAAGGGCGUCGAGAGUGCUCGUUUGUGGAAGACACCAUGCAUCCGAACACGAGUUGCACAUGAGCUUUGCUUGUAUUCCGCGAAACUUCACGCAGUGCUUGCUCACCACCAAGUACUUGCUGCAAAAGGUUCUGCGACUUUUCAAAGCUCGCUCUAUCAAAUUGAAGUUUCUCACUACCCAGGAACCACCAUUUACGCGUCGUUUCCGUGCCUAGAAGCACAAGACGAGGAAACUGGACUAACGUCUUUUAUCCUUGACACGGAUAACGACGACCUUUCCACCAAGCUUGAAGCAUAUGCUAAGCGCAUGAUGCCAAUAUUCAUUGAAAAUGAACCUUCUCAAUUCAUUCGGACAACUCUUCAAACGGCUCUAAAUGUUUCAAUCCAAAAGCAAGACAACUUCCUUAGCCGUGCUUUAGAGUUUUGGGCAAUUGUACACAUUUUCGUCGAUUCGGAAAUUAGAUGGGAAAUGUGUGCGAAAACUCCAGGCUUGCCUGAUGAAGAAGCUGGUCCGACCAAACCUAUUCUUUCAACUGAAAGAUCAUUUGCCAUUAUUCACACUCAACUGAAUGCUGCAGCCGAGAAAAAAGCAUCUCAGAUGUGCAAGGGCAUGUUAAAUGAGCUCGAGAGACGUUUACUUAAUAAGUCCUCGAAGUAUUCUUUCGAGCUGUUCUUAGUUACAGUCAUCAUUCUUAACUGUGUUGAAAAGUCCACCUGGCUUUUCAAAUGCUGGGAGGGUGAAGAUUUUCAUGGACAGUGGCCACUUGACAGCCCUCCUCAAUCUUAUGCUAACCAAGGUGACGACCUCAUUAACGUUCUUCAAAUGCUCUUAAGAAUGAGAGACAUUCCACCAAAAACAUUUGUUAGGCCAGAUAAUGGUCUUCUUGCUGUUGAUGAUACGUCUGAUCAAGUCAUUCGGGAUUUCUUUGAUCAGGUUCAGCUUAGUUUCACCGAUGUUCAUGAUAAACAAGUCCGUCACUUCUUCGACCCAGCAGACUCUAGAUCAUAUGAGCUUCGCUACAUCUCUCGUCUCCUCCUUCCUCAAGUCCCCAAUUAACGAAUACUCCGUCUCCGUUCUCGCGAAUUUUCUUUCCUUUCCGUUUCUGCAUCUGGUGGCUCCAUAUCUGCAACAUUUCCGGCGUUCCAUGACUUCGAUACAGAAAGGUGCAUCACAUAAAGGUUUCACAUUUGUGCAUAUGGGUAGAUAACUUUCUCUGUUCAGGAGUUGGUUAGGGAUUGUCAUCAGCUGGGAGUUUGUGGUGCAAAUUUGUUCAAUUAUUGUCUUCGAUAUAUCCCAUUUUUCAUUUUAAAAGUUCGACGCCUAUCAUAGUAGGCUGUUUGACCAGUCCUUUGAAACAGACAUUGGACUCACAUCAAUGUACCCUUGCUGCUUUUUCCCUUUUCCUUAUUUUUGCUUCUCCUUGAGAUGCGAUACGAUACGUACGAUGCGUUCUCAGCGUUACAAUACCAUGUUCUCGGCACCCAUUUAUACUUUUCAGACCGAGCAGGGAAUCAAUGUUACCGGUUCGAGCUGUAAGUAACAUUUAAGCAAUGGUUGGCAAUGCCCGAACGGAAAUGUAUGUUAAAAUGACUUCAUUGAAAUGAAAUAGAUAAUGAACUUACAAAAACGA